AUAUUUAACAAGUGAAGUUAUAUACGUAGCGUCGCUACUGUCUUCGUACAGUUGCAAUUGGUGGAAGCUGAUGCUAGCGACCAGUUCAAUUUCAGCAGAAGCUUACGUUGCACGCUUCUUUGUAGCGGAUUUGUAACGAAGAAUUUGUCUGUAAACAUCUAAUUUUGUUAAAAAAACAUACGUGAUUAUUGAAAUUGUUUUCAUUUAAAAACCACAAAAAUGAAAUUAGUGCAUAUAAGCUGCAUUUUAUUGGUUACGACAAUCAACUGCAUUGCGAGUAACAAUGCUAGUACAACAGAAGGAGAUACCAAUAAACCUACCAAUCAGCAGACAAUACCUGUAGUUAAUAAUACUAUUCCUACUACAAAUUCCUCGAAUUCUACUACAGCAGUUAAUACUACUACUAACAAUACUAAGGAUACUGUUGAUUCUGUUACUAUUGUUACAAAUAUUUCUACUAUUACUGUUACUCCUAUCAGUAACAAAACUAUAAAUGAUAACAUCACUACUGUGAAUCCACUAAUAUCUCAAUCUACCUUAAAACCUACAACAUCUACUGAAAAUACAACUAUUACCGAAAAGUCUAUAAUAACAUCUACUAUAGUAAAUACACCUACUAUAAAUUCAUCCAUCGUUUCAUCAACUCCUGUAAUUACUACAGUUCCGGUAUCAACAAAAGUUGCACCAUCUUAUAAAGAACGACAUUUUGAUGGUCUUAGCUUCUUAGGUGGCAUCAUUUUAGCUACAGGUUUAAUGGCAAUUGGUGCUCUCUCUUGGAAAUUUUAUAGAACAUUGAAUGAACAAAAUUACCGUACGCUAUGAUAUUAUCAAGAUUGUCAUCGCGAAAAUUCCAUUUUUCAAUAAGUAAACACAGUCGUUCAAACUAAAAACUAUGAAUUUUACCAUAAUAAUAUUGCGUAUUUUUAUAACGCACUUAAGUGUCGCGUGGUUUAAGUGCUCUUAGUAAUGUGAUGUGCAAACGCGAAUUUCGUUCUUUGUACCCAAUUACAAAGACGAAUUAUACGCAUUUUAAUAUUGUCUCUUUUUCUCUCUUCUCUAUGACUGCGCAUUGUAAUAAUGUAAUUAUAUAAAGAAAGAAUAUUAUAUAUAAAAAAAAAA
This is a messenger RNA of Apis florea (little honeybee), 1119 nucleotides long. RefSeq lists its product as uncharacterized. Gene Ontology annotation, cellular component: cytoplasmic vesicle. The record is from RefSeq and is a predicted model, not a curated record. Lineage: Eukaryota; Metazoa; Arthropoda; Insecta; Hymenoptera; Apidae.